UGGUUUUCAUUUUUAUAGGUUAUUUGUUGGGAAAGUCGAAAGAAAUAACAUUUAUCGAAAUAUUUACAGACAUGACCGACUACAGCAGUAGUCUUGUGUUAGUCCUAUCGCAUGUGUUUGUAGUUAUCAGACUUCCAUUUUGUGUCUUCAAUUUUUUGGGGCUAGUUUUCUUGAAUAACUUUGAAGCGAGACCCAAACUGCAGUUUUCUUUACAGGAGUGCCCGUUCUUGGUAUUUCGUGUCGUCACCAAGGGACUGUACCCAGAACUUGUGAAAACAAACGUCCGGCUUAAUCUUCAGACCUGCACAGAUUUUGGUCUGAAACAUUUCACUAUUCAGGUCGUCAGUGAUAUUUCUGUGAAUCUUUCAGCAGACGAUCGAUGCAGGGAAAUAACUGUCCCAGUGGGUUACAAAACAAAAAAUGGCAGUCUUUUCAAGGCACGGGCGCUGCAAUAUGCCUUGGAACCCGAGGCUGAUAUUCUUAAAUCAGGGGACUGGGUCGUCCAUUUGGACGAGGAGACGCUGCUGACAGAAGAUGCUCUAAUAGGGAUCAUUAACUUCGUCAGUUCGUCUGAACAUUCCAUAGGUCAAGGUCAUAUUACGUACGACAACGGUGAGAUUGUCAACUGGAUCACGACAUUAGCUGACUCUAGUCGGGUGGGAAUAGACUACGGCUGCCGAAGAUUUUGCAUGAGCGUUCUCCACAAACCAGUGUUUGGAUUGAAAGGAUCUUUCGUGGUCGCUGAGGCAAAUGUUGAAAAGCUUAUUGGCUUUGACUAUGGACCAGAUGGCUCUAUCGCAGAAGACUGUUAUUUCGCCUGUCUCGCAUACAGUAAGGGCAUCAGCUUCGGAUUUGUGGAAGGCACGAUGAUUGAGCAGAGCACUUUUACAAUCCAAGACUUUAUCAAACAGAGGCACAGGUGGAUGCAUGGGAUUUACCUAACAGCUUUAAGUCCCAUAAUCCCUGUAAGGUACAAAUUAGGGCCCAUUCUACUUACUUUGUCCUGUGGUUUACUCCCUUUGAACCUUUUCCUUAAUGUCUUAAAGUACAUUUGGGCAUUGCCCACAACACUGUUUCUCGACAUCUCAUCUGACUUGAUAUGGGGCACAAACGUAUUCAUGGCCCUCUUUGGCACUUUUAAAACAUUUAAUAUCCACCAUUAUAGUAUCUGGAAAUAUUUCUUUCUAAUAAUGACAUCGGGUAUUUGCUGCAAUCUAAUACGCAUUGUGCAAUAUAUGAAUUCUGUUAAAAUAUUCUGGAUGCCUAAAACCACAAUCAAUUACUUUCAUUUCCACAUUGUUGACAAGGAAAGUAAAUCAAAAGGUCUACUUAAACUAGAUUAA
Molecule: messenger RNA, 1343 nt
Organism: Biomphalaria glabrata
Lineage: Eukaryota; Metazoa; Mollusca; Gastropoda; Planorbidae
Product: beta-1,4-mannosyltransferase egh-like
Exons: 1
Coding region: 72-1343 (423 amino acids)
Cellular component (GO): cytoplasm
Molecular function (GO): beta-1,4-mannosyltransferase activity
Source: RefSeq, a predicted model, not a curated record